GAGCAGGCGGCAGCGCCGGGAGCUCUUCCCCAUCCCUCGCUCUCUCGCUCGCUCGCGCCUCGCUCUCAGAAGCUCCCGGUCCAGACUCACGCCGGGCGCUGUCCUUUCAGCACCACGAGCUCAGCUGCGGAGGGCAGACUCCUGGCUGGCCGCCUCCUGUAGGGAAUCGCCUUGGAUCUGCUCUGACCCCCCAGAGUGCGACGCAGUCCGGGAAGAAAGGUGGAAGGAUGGUGAAGCUCAACGGUACCCCCAGUGAGAAGGGAGCCAAGCCACCUUCGGUCGAGGAUGGUUUCCAGACUGUUCCUCUCAUCACCCCUUUGGAGGUGAAUCACUUACAGCUGCCUGCUCCGGAAAAGGUGAUUGUGAAGACAAGGACGGAAUAUCAACCUGAGCAGAAGAACAAAGGGAGGUUCCGGGUGCCGAAAAUCGCCGAAUUUACGGUCACCAUCCUCGUCAGCCUGGCGCUGGCCUUCCUUGCCUGCAUCGUGUUCUUGGUGGUUUAUAAAGCCUUCACCUACGACCACAGCUGCCCAGAGGGCUUUGUCUACAAGCACAAGCGCUGCAUCCCGGCCUCCCUGGACGCCUACUACUCGGCGCAGGACCCCAGCUCCCGGAGCCGCUUCUACACGGUCAUCAGCCACUACAGCGUGGCCAAGCAGAGCACCGCGCGGGCCAUCGGGCCCUGGCUCUCGGCCGCCGCCGUCAUCCACGAGCCCAAGCCGCCCAAGACCCAGGGCCACUAGAGGCCAUCCUGGUAGUGGGGGGCGGGGGAGGCGGCGG
Messenger RNA from Sorex fumeus (smoky shrew), 780 nucleotides. It is a transcript of the gene NSG2, whose product is annotated as neuronal vesicle trafficking associated 2. Gene Ontology annotation, cellular component: membrane; endosome. Bases 228 to 743 code for a protein of 171 amino acids. The transcript has 5 exons. NCBI's taxonomy places the organism in Eukaryota, Metazoa, Chordata, Mammalia, Eulipotyphla, Soricidae. Gene Ontology annotation, biological process: G protein-coupled dopamine receptor signaling pathway; clathrin coat assembly; endosomal transport. Gene Ontology annotation, molecular function: clathrin light chain binding. The record is from RefSeq and is a predicted model, not a curated record.